Molecule: messenger RNA, 1566 nt
Organism: Dreissena polymorpha
Lineage: Eukaryota; Metazoa; Mollusca; Bivalvia; Myida; Dreissenidae
Product: PLAC8-like protein 1
Exons: 4
Coding region: 73-873 (266 amino acids)
Source: RefSeq, a predicted model, not a curated record
GUUGCAACCUAAUUUCAAAUUUCAUUAUUGGAUUUAGCGGUGUGAAAUAAUACAUGGAAAGAUAACAAUUUUAUGUUAUCGCAUCGGCGUGUAUUUGCUUGCAUUCAUUUUGAAAGACGGUCGCAUCAAGCAAAGACUGAAUACAACGAUUCUGUGUGGCAAAAGGAACAUUUGAAAAUCUCAGAGCUCCAACCAAACAUGGACAGGCGAUCAUCUAAAACGCAGCCAGUUGAUGACAAUGCAAUGCGACCGCCUUCGAGGUCAUCGUCUCCUCCACAAUACGCUCCGUCAUCCUCGGAACCACAACAACAGAUGUAUUCCCCUCAAGGACAGCAGUAUCAUUCAAACCAGCAGUUGAACGCGCAACAGGCUCCAUACUAUUCUCCAAAUCCGCAGAUGAUGCAUGGACAACCGGGGCAGCAAUACGCUCCAAACCACGUUCCGGUUCAGCCGUAUCCCCCGCCCAUGCUGCAGUAUGGACCACCGCCGCCACAACAGCAAUUCAUGCAAUCCUCACAACAGGUCGUCAUCGUCAAUCAGCCAGGGGCGACCCAGGAGAAGGGCUUGCGAGUCUGUGACAAAAUAGGACACAGGGAUUGGUCCUCUGGACUGUGUGGAUGUUUCUCCGACUGCGCCUCCACGUGCAAGGUGAUGUGUUGUUUCCAGGCAACUCUGUGUGACCUUUCGACCCGUACGGGCGACUGCUGUUGCACGGCUCUGUGUAUGCCCGCUUACUUGCCAGCGUAUCGAGCCCGCAUUCGAACUAUGGGUGGAAUCCAGGGCGAUAUCUGCUACGACAUCCUUGCAGUAAAUUGUUGUUUUGAGCUAGCUCUCUGUCAGAUGAUGAGAGAGUUGGAUGCCAUGGGACUGUAGAACGUCACUUGCACUGGCCUUUUUUGGUGCCAUUCCAUUCUUAUCAUUUGGUAUAUAUUGUACAUGAAUGAUUAGAAAAAAAAAGUUUUUUAUGUCAAAAGAUGCAUGGAUUAUAUAAUUAGGAUGAAGCAGUCGUAUGAUUUAAAAUGUUUACUAAAAUGUUACUUAAUAUGAUGACAUUAAAAUACUAUUGAGUCUUUUAGGAACAUAUUUUAAGAAUUUUGCUUGUUUACCUUAUAGGAUAAAAUAAUUUGCCAAUUAAUACUAUUUUGUAGUAAAACGCCUAUUAAGCAGGCUUAUUAAAUGAUAUGUAAUAAACAGCGUAUUAGCCUAUUUAGCAGCAUAUUUUAAAUAUUUAGCCAUGGAUAAAAUAAUUAGCUUAUUUACCAUAUGUAACCAAUUAAGCAGCCUUUUUUGCAGUUAUAGCAUGUUUACUUAAUACGAUGAAAUUUAAACUAUUUUGCAGUAUAUUUAGCCUGCUUCGUAUGUAUAUGAUAUAGAAGAAAUAGAAUGAAAUAAACAAUAUAGUUAUCAUAUGUAGCCUAUUUAACAGCUUAUUAAUCAUAUUUAGCAUUUGUAUUAAUAUUUUGUUCUGACAGCUUUAGCCCCUGUUAAUUCGUUUGGUUAUCUCAAGAAUUGUACUGUUCAUGUGUUAUCAGUACUAACGUUAAUAAAUGAUAUGCAAUUACGUCA